AAUAAAUUAAUAUAUGUAUUGUAAUGUCAAUAUAUUCCACCUUCUGCAAAAAUAUCUCACCUAAAAGGAAAACUAAUAGUGUUACCUUCCGCAAGAAUUAUUUGGUAUUUAAGUGGAUAUGAACAUUUGUUAUCUUAGAUCUGAGUAACCAGCAGGCCUUUGGAGAAUUUCUGGGUUAUCUACUCCUCAUUUCAGACCUAAAGCAUCCCCCUCCCUGUCGCCCAUUCCUUCAGGGUGGGGUACACUGAUAGCUUAAAUAGACUGGUGUGGAGCUGCACGAGCAUUGAGCUUUUCCCUUCAAGCUUGAGCUUAAACAAGAGUCAUCAUGGUUGAGUGGACUGACCAGGAGCGCAGCAUCAUCAACAGCAUCUUUGCCAGCUUGGACUAUGAUGACAUCGGGCCCAAGGCUCUGUGCAGGUGUCUGAUCGUUUACCCCUGGACUCAGAGGUAUUUCGGUGGCUUUGGUAACCUCUACAACGCCGAGGCCAUCAAGUCCAACCCCAACAUCGCACAGCAUGGCACCAUUGUGCUGCACGGUCUGGACCGGGCCCUGAAGAACAUGGACAACAUUAAGAACACCUAUGCCGAGCUGAGCGUGCUGCACUCCGAGAAGCUGCACGUGGACCCCGACAACUUCAAGCUCCUGGCUGACUGCCUGACCAUCUGCAUCGCCGCAAAAAUGGGUAAAGACUUCACAGCUGAAACGCAGGCUGCCUUUCAGAAGUUCCUGUCCGUUGUGGUGUCCGCUCUUGGAAGACAGUACCACUAAAUCUUCAACAGAGUGACUUCAAAAGGAGACCUGCGGUCUUCUUUCACCUCAAAACAAAGAAAUAAAGCCACAGUGAAGCAAA
This is a messenger RNA of Cheilinus undulatus (humphead wrasse), 851 nucleotides long. Its product is annotated as hemoglobin subunit beta-2-like. Gene Ontology annotation, biological process: hydrogen peroxide catabolic process; oxygen transport. Gene Ontology annotation, cellular component: blood microparticle; haptoglobin-hemoglobin complex; hemoglobin complex. NCBI's taxonomy places the organism in Eukaryota, Metazoa, Chordata, Actinopteri, Labriformes, Labridae. The transcript is spliced from 3 exons. The coding region runs from base 326 to 769 and encodes 147 amino acids. The record is from RefSeq and is a predicted model, not a curated record. Gene Ontology annotation, molecular function: heme binding; oxygen binding; oxygen carrier activity.